Acanthopagrus latus (yellowfin seabream) is the source of this 1865-nucleotide messenger RNA. It is a transcript of the gene dram2b, whose product is annotated as DNA-damage regulated autophagy modulator 2b. Gene Ontology annotation, cellular component: lysosome. Gene Ontology annotation, biological process: photoreceptor cell maintenance; regulation of autophagy. The record is from RefSeq and is a predicted model, not a curated record. Lineage: Eukaryota; Metazoa; Chordata; Actinopteri; Spariformes; Sparidae. The coding region runs from base 342 to 1172 and encodes 276 amino acids. The transcript has 8 exons.
CGACCACUAUCUUGUUGUUGAUCUGCGCAUGCGCGCGUCACCCUUGCCCAAACCACUACAACGACGCUGUGACAACUGAAAAAGUUAAUUUUGUGAAUGGAAGUGUGGCUCACAACUCCUGCUGCACCCCGAGGAUUAGUGACAUUUAACGGGCGUCCGAACACCAGACUCGGGUCUGGAAACAAGUGAUUUAAGGAGCGUUGCUGCCUCAGAGGAUUAUGGUCGUCGGAGGAGGACGCGGAUAACUGUUUGUUUGUGUGUUGUGUACAGGACAGAGUGAACCAGCAACACACACACACACACACACACACACACACACACACACACACACGGAGGCAGCCAUGUGGUGGUUCCAGCAGGGUCUGUGCUUCCUGCCUGCAGCGCUGGUCGUCUGGACGGCGGCGUCCUUCGUCUUUGCUUACAUCACAGCGGUGGUGCUGAAACAUGUGGACCCUCUGGUGCCUUACAUCAGCGACACAGGAACGAUGGCACCGGAGCGGUGUGUGUUCGGCAUCAUGCUGGAUGUGUCGGCCUUCUUAGGUAUGGCCACGGUGUACGUGCGUUACAAACAGGUGGAGGCUCUGACAGGUGAGGCCGAGAUCAAGCUCAACAGACUGAACCGCUUCGGGCUGCUGCUCGGCCUCAUCAGCUCCUUCGGGAUGUGCGUGGUCGCCAACUUCCAGAAGACCACGCUGUUCUCCAUGCACCUGGUGGGGGCGGUGCUGACCUUCGGGGUCGGGGCGCUCUACAUCCUGGUUCAGACGCUGCUCUCGCUCAAGAUGCAGCCUCACAUCCACAGCAAGAGCAUCUACCUGGCUCGCCUCGGCAUCGGAGUCUGGACGCUGUGCAGCAUCAUCAGCAUGUUCAUAUCUUCAGUCAUCAUGUACAGCAGCCUGUGGGGAGUGGACGUUCCUCACAAGCUGCACUGGAUUCCUGGAGAGACGGGCUACACGGCUCACAUGAUCAGCACUGUGUCUGAGUGGUCUCUGGCCAUCUCCUUCAUCAGCUUCUUCCUCACCUACAUCAGAGAUUUCCAGAAAAUUAACCUGCGAGCAGAAGCCGUUGUGCAGAGCAGCCACCUGUACGACUGGGCUCACGCAGGCGUCGCAGCGUCACAAAACCGCAGACGUGAAGCCUCCGAGUCGUCUCCACUGCUGGCGGGAGGAACGUGACCAGAUGCAGAAGGUCCCACUAAAGCUGCUUUUACAACAGUUUUUAACGUUUUCUAAUCGCUUUUUAUCACGGCUGUCUUAAAGCCGGUGUGGUGGCGGCUUUUUGAAGGACCGGUGCGCACAAACAUAUUCUCUCCUCCCUGCAGUGUAUCGGGAUGGAGACAGAAAUAUCAAGACAUGUACACGUAACACCAAAAAAAAAAAAGAGAUAAUUCAAGGGGGGAGAUAUUUUUAAAUUCAAAUAUGAAGCUUUGCACUUUUAUCCUCAAACUGCGUCAGUAACGUUCAGCGCUGCACUUUAUAUCAUUUACACCUGAUAUCACAUUUUAAAUUGCUGCACUGUGAUUUACUUUCAGUUUUAAAUUCCUCCACAAGUCUGUGAAGCCAACAGGGAUCAUAUGGUUAAAAAAUAAAUAAAUAAUAAUAAUUAAAAUUAUUAAACUUUGAGGGGAAACUUGUUUGUAGGAUCAGCUGAGUUUCCUGUCAGUGAAGGACUGUUUGUAUUGUCACUAUUAUUCUGACUUCAGUCUCCUUCAGUAUCUGCUGUCCAUUAACUGAGAACAUGUAAACAAACAAACAUUUUUAAUCGGAUCCAAACCUGCUUAACUUCUAACCCAAAGUUGUUUCUGUACAUUGUUUACAUUAUUCAUGUUUGGACUAAUAAAGAUUUAUUUCUUGUUUGUUUAAAAUUAA